This is a messenger RNA of Zonotrichia albicollis (white-throated sparrow), 10226 nucleotides long. The record is from RefSeq and is a predicted model, not a curated record. Lineage: Eukaryota; Metazoa; Chordata; Aves; Passeriformes; Passerellidae.
GUGGAGUUGGAGUCUCUGCUGUGGAGGUGCUCUGGCCCCAGCUCCUUGUUCUCAACAACACCAAAGAAAUGUUUCAGGGUCAGUGAGCUUGCUGGGGCAAGAGCUGACCCAGGAGUUCUGGUUUUCAGUAAAAUGUAUAAAUUAUUUUAGUAGCACAGCAGCUGUAGUGUAUCGACAGUAGUGUUUAUUGCUGGAGUUGAAUUCUUCAGCAAAUAAAGAAUUCUGUUGUGUUAAGGAUAUUUUUAAGGAAUGGCAUACAGCCUAUUAACAGCAGAGUUCAGUGAUAUUUAGAUUUAGACUUGUCAUAACCUGCAUGAGUGUGCAGUAGGUAUGAAAUCUGUCUGUGAAACCACACAGUGUCCUGGUACAGGUUUGGUUGUACAGACAGUCAGAGGGAAGGCAGCAGUGUAAGAGACUCUGGAAGAGAACAGCUGUUCAUUUUGCAUGAGCCUCUCAGCUGGGGACCAUUAAAACUGAAACGUUGGGGUGUAACUCAGGUGAAUGAAGUUAGAAUAAAGCUCAAUUUGUUUAAGUUCACUGAGGAACUGUGGGCUGAGGCUUAAGGUAAAAGUGCCUUUUUUUGUACCUUUUUGAAACAGUGGAAGAUAAAAACUGUUUCCUGUCAUCUUAGAGAACUAACGAAGAUCUGUUCUUUAGGACAGAGCAAUUCCAAAGAAGGAAAAGUGGUGCAGUAAGUUAGGAAAUGCAUAAGACAGAGCUGUCUUGAGUCUUUGCCAAGUACUGAUUCAGAGCCUGAUCCUGAGAUAGUUUUACCUCUGAUUGUGUUACAAACAAGAAACUAAAUUAGAAACUAUAAAAAAAGUGAUUUUUAAUUGCACAACUAGAAUUCCCUGCUAAACUGUGUGGACAAAUCUAUAUUAAGAUUAGAAGAUGAGCAUUAGAAUUUACUUUUUAAGAUUUUUUUAUAGUAGCAGGUCUGGACAUCCAAUGAAAGGUUUUCAAAAAGUUUUCACAUUUAAAACAAAGUGAAAACUUUGUUUAGCUGAAUGAUCACAAUUACUAUUUCUAACAUUUACAAAGAGGAAUAUUUUGAAAAUAGUACCUCAAAGCAGUGUAUAAUGGGCUGAGUGGAUAUUGAGCAAGAAGCCUAAUUUAGAGAAAUACUAAUAGCUGCAUUCUGAAAUACAGCCUGAGUGCUCUGAUGGGGAAAAGUGUCCCACAGCAUUAGGAUUACUCAUGAGUCUGAUCAUCUCCAGAUCUAUUUCUCUUUCAUUGUUGCUCACACCCAUUUUAAGAAGAUUGGGAGUCUCAUCCAAAAUGUUCAGCUUACAUUUCUUGGCGCUGAGCGAAUUCCAAACGUGGCAGCUGUGGUGCUGUUGCUUCCAAGAGUGGCAGGGCAGGCUCUGGCACACAGUUACUUAGCAACAGGGAAGCUCACGUUUGCUUACAGCUCCUGCGUGUGCAUCUAAAUGUAGUUGUGGAAAAAAAUAAAAGGUUAAAGGACUUUGGAAGGGGAAACAGACACUUGAACAAUUUGUACUGUUCAGUGGUUGAGACUGAUGGCAAUAGUACAUAGGACAAUUAGUCUCAAAAUAUUUUGUCUUUUAAAAUCUUUAUUAGACUGUUAAUAUGUUGCAAAAAUUUGCAAUCCAAAUGAACAGAACCCUACUCCUACCAACUACAGAAAGAUCAAAAAUAAAAAUACAGGAAAUGUUAAAGAGCAGGGGGACAUUCUGUUUUGAAUGCCUGUAUUGCAGAUGCAUUCUUUAGAAUCAAGAAGUUUCAUUAUUUGAACAUUGGGAAUCUGAGGAAGUCAUAAAAAUUAUGUUUUGUGAGACUAACAGAUGGAUUGAGACUAUAUUAGAUUAAUUAAUACUGAUUGUUGAUUGUUGCUUCUCAGUUCACCAGUGCUUUUUUUUGCUGAUCAAGCUGUGAAAUCUUAAUGGGUUUUUGACAGCUUACACUCUGUGACUGCAGCAAUACUCAAAAGCACAGUGACUUAAAAGGCCACUGUCAGCCUGUUCUGGGGUUGUAUUGUGAUUACAGUAAUCUCAGUUUCUGGGGAUUCAGGCCUGCAGUUUUCCUUUUCAGCCAGCCCUGGAGCUGCAGUGGGGUUUCCUUAUAUAGCAAAGGCAGGAAGGUGAUUGCAGCUCACUCAGACAUGAGGGGGAGGCAGGGACCAGAGAGAACAUGCCAGGAUUGGACAGGGUAGGAAAAAGACAAGCUGGAUUUGGCUAGGGAAUGGAGAAAGGUCUGAUGGUGGGAAUUAACAGUGAGUGUGGUCAGGCUGUUGGGGAGAAUGACCUGGAGACCUGCAGGACGUCACUGAAGGAGCAGUGCAUUGCUUCAGCAGUGGGAGCUGGAGGGGAGCAGGGCAGUUGGAGAGCAGGGAGAGUGACUGGAGAGGUGCUGCACUUACAGAGGAGUGAGGAUACUGCUAUUCCAGCUGCUCCCAGAGUUGGGCAGUUCCUUUAUAUCUAGAAAUUCAGUGGUUGGAAAAAGGAAUUCUCCAGAGGCUGUGUUCUUUUGUUCCUGUGCUUGGUCUUCCCCAUCUGUGCCCUUGUGAGUUUACUGGGCUUUUGUGUGGGCAACAGAUUCAGACAUGAUAUGGAAGAUGAACAAGAUCCCACCACCACUGGGAGUGGGAUUGAGAGUGUUAAUCCUUGUUUUUCAGAGCUGAGUCAAAAUGGGGAGACAUCUUGUGAAGGUUUUUGAGGGCUAGAAUGAACGUGGUUAGGGGACAGUGAUUUAAAAGACAGGGAGAAAAAAGUCAUCAAUCCAUGCUGCCAAAGUUAAAAUCCAGCUAAAAUAUUUACCUUUGAAUUUCAUAUUCAGUCUAGAAGAUUGUAUAAUUCUGAUUUCCACAUGUACAUUCAUGUGCUUCAUAUGUACUUUAUGGGAUUUACUAAUUUAAUGAUGUCUCUUCUAGUUAAUGGACCAUUAAAUGGGAGGCUGUAAUUACCACCUCUGUGGCUGCCUCAGAGUGGGCAAGAGGAUAUGUGUUAAAUCUUUAUAAAAAUGACAGGAUACAGAAUAGGAGCUUGAUAAAAAUCUCUCAUCCCAUGCAAGUGUCAGCCUGCUCAUCCCAUGUUGGGAAACGAGCCUGGUCUGCUCCUCUCCCUCCUGAAGUCUUUUUAGAAGGCAGGGAGAAGAAUGAGGCAAGUAAUUUUGUUUCCAGUUACCUCCUCAUGUUUUAAACUAACAGGCUGUUGAACAUGAAAUCUGUGCUGCAGCAACUUCGACCUUUUGUAAAGGUAAAAUGAGCAAAGUUUGUUUUUCCUUCUGCUGUUCAUUCCUUCAAUAGUGGAGACCAGAAGGAUCCAGGUGCUGUCAGGUUGACCUGUGUACCAAGGCUUGGGGUUUCACAGAAGGAGGAGACUGCUACCCAAAAAUUGGCCCCCACCCUUACAGAGAAGGCUUCAAUCUCUUCUCCUUUGGACCUUUGUUCUGACCACCAAAGCCAGGUUUGCUGUGUAAUGUGGUAGCUCUCCAUGCAAAAUCCUCUACAUCACCCACCCAUGUUUGCCAGGAGACAAAGUACAUACAGAGUCACUUUGUCUCUUAAUUUGGUUUUUUAUGGUGGUUGUAGCUAUUUUCAAGUCUUCCCUUGGUAAGUUGCCUUUUGUGAGUUUAUUCAGCUGCAGACAUUAUAUGCACUUGCUGUGGCAGCUGGAACAAAAGCAGAAUAUUGACAGAAUUAAAAUUUGCUGGCAGCUGUAUUUGUGCUUUGCAGGCAGGAUUCGUUGUAGUGCAAAUCUUUGUGGGCUAAUGAAGUUAAAGCAGGGCUUUAGAUAGUAUUCUUUUCAACAAAAGCAGCUUGCCUAAAGCUGUCCCUGCUAGUGUUUUCCUUCUGAAACAAUGACAGGGAAUGCUGCAGGUUUAAAAAUGGAAUAUAAUUUAUGAGGCAUCAAGCCUUGGGCAUGAGUCCUUGUGUAACUGGAAUUUAAAAUCUAAAAUGAAUAUUAAUGAGGUGGGGAGGGUUGCAGACCUGUCCUUUAAUACUAAUCCAUUGUGAGAGGAGCAGCUCUAGCAAUGAGCUGAUACUGGCACAGAGACAACCAGGCAUUGACUGCUCUUAGAAAAAUGCCUCAUCACUCAAAGUCUUCACAGACUCCUGAAUACUUGUCCUGAUCAGAUACAGAAGGGCACCUGAGCAUUCCUGGUGUCAGUUCCCUGCUGAUCCUGUGUGCAUUUCCCUGGGGACACUCCUUGCUGGCUUUCAGCUCCAGCCCGAGGUGUGGAUGGAAGCGUAAUGGAAGGGUAAGUCAGCAGGGCACUCUGGAAGUGCCUGUGGAAGAGAACUGGGAACUGAGGCUGAGGUUUAGGGCACAGUUAUGGUGACUUAGACUGGGUGACAUCAGUGUUAGAAGCUCCUUGCCUCUGAUUAUUAAUCACACAAAGUUUGUAAAUACUUAAAUCAUUUCAUAACUCUUAAGUGUGUGUAGAAGAAAUGUGCCAAGUGACUAAAGCUUCCCCUCAUUUUCAGGAAAGAAGGUACUUGUAUUAAUACUUUGUAUUAACCAUUUGAUCUAAAUAAUGUUUUUCAGAUUAUAAAUUCCCUGAAAAUGGGGUGCUUGUGGACCAGUGCACCUCCUCUUAAUUCACAGAGGCUGAUGCUGGGGAGAUGAGAGAGGUCACCUCAAAAAUGCUGAGUCCCUUUAUUUUACUUUGUAGUUAGGGCAGGAAUUGGCAAAUCUGUCAGCAGCUGGCUGGAGAAGCCAGUUAAAAUAAACCUCUCUACCUCUUGUCUUGGUCUGUGCUCCAAAUGCACUGAUGUGCUGCAUCCUCUCUUGUUUGAGAGAGGAGUUUUGGGGUGUAAGUAUAACAGAUUUGAAGAGUUCCUCUAAAAGCUGAAGUACUAACCUUGAUCUUGAUUUCAUUUGUUGGAUGUUAUAUGCAUGAGUUUUGGUCAAGUUCUGCAUUUAUUCUAUAAGUAAUUGGUGUCUUGUGACACCUUCAAAGCCUAUACUCAAAGUGAUCACUUGCCUGGUCUCUAGCUCAAGGGCAAGGCUCCGAGAUCUGUAUUUCCUGAUAUGUCCAAUCUAUUAGACUUUACCCAGGUACUAAAGAUAACAUAGUCCUGUGUCCAUUGUCACAGAAAUAUACAUUUAACUUUGUGAAAAGUGGAGUAUUUCCUUGUUGGGGAUUGAAAGUUACAUAGUUGCUACUAAAUCGAUGCCUUUUAAUACUCACAGAAUCACACAGUCCAGAACUAACAUUGUGAGAUUGGAGAUUAAACUGAGGGAAAGAGAAGCUCCAAAUUAAUUAUUUUUCAGAACCUAAAUGGAAAAAAUGCAGUCAGUGAAACUCAUCAUAAUAAUUAUAUUCUUAAUAUUAAUGAAUGCAAAUACUGCAGGAAGGUGUUGUUUUACACCAUGGUUCUGUAUUUAGAUCUGCUAAUGGAAGGUUGCAGGCUGAACAUUGCUCAUUCCAGGGUUCUUGCCAAAGUUUCUAAAGGAUUCUCUUUGUCAUGCAAGCUUUCCUCUGUGGCAUGGUGCUUGCAUGCUGUACAUGCCUCUGCUGCCACAUGAAGAAAUAGUGUCUCUUUACUAAAUCUAUAGUAACUGCAUGGUUAUUUGUGAUAUUGGAAGAAGUAACAAAUAUAUAAAAAUACUUCUUUCUCUCCCUUGGGUAUAAGGUCAUUGUUAAGCCCUGCACCUCUUGAGCAGUUCCAAUAUUUGUUCUUUUCUUAGGUACUGGAAUGGGGGUCUUUAAUUGCCAUAAUCAGUUACAGGGUAGUAAAAAAGCUGAAGGCCAUGUUCAAGAGCUUUGUGUCCAUGGGGAUGGUCACCUCUUCCUCUGAGAGUGGCUGGCUGCUGUUCCCAGUGCCAGGAAUGCUGCUGGAGCUGCUGCCACAAGGCCAGCAGCAUCCCUGCCCUGUCCCUGUGGGAUGGCUCAGCAGGGGCAGGGCUUUCACCAGUAUUCCUGUGCCACUGCAUGCACCAAGCUCAUGUGUCUUAAAAAUCCUGGGGCAGUUUGGACCUAGAAUUUAUAGUUUACUCCUGCCCUUUGAAGGCAGAAUGGUAACAAUAGGUCUUAAAGCUGUGAAAAUAUUCUAUGAGCUAGGAAAGGUUUAGCUCUGUUUUACAGGUGGAAAAGCCAAGGCACAGAGAUUGAGUUAGGCAUUGCACAGCGGUCUGGCAGAUGAGACUGGUCUCCUCUCUGGAGGUUUAAGUCCAGCAUGUGAGGCAGCCUCAGGUUCCUAUGUCCCUUUAGCAGUAGUUACACUACUAACAUCUCUAGAGCUGUGCUUAAGUCACCCCAGGCAACCCCUGUUCUGUACUUGUUUGUUAAAUAGCCUGAAAAACAUUCCCUGCCAGGCAUGGCCAUCUCCUCCCUGGCCUUUGCCCUGCAGGAGUUCCUCACUCACCUGAUUCUGGUUUUGUCUGUACUCACAUUGGUUUCAUUUCGUUUUUUAACAGCAUAUUUGUAACUUUGCUGUCCAAACCCAGCUGGAAACACACCACUUGUUGUUGCUGUGAGAGGGGCAGCCAGCUCUGUACCCCCACGUCUGGACCUGACAUCUCUUAGAUCAUAAUGCUAAAGGCCAAGGAUAAGUCUGAGGAGAGUGGUGCAAAGCCUAAGCAUGUGCUUAGUAACAGAGGAACCCAGACUGAAAGCAAGAAGCCUCUGGAAGAGACAAAAAAUGUGAAGAAGCUGGAUGAAAACAAGGGAGCAUGUGAGAAGGUGAACAUUUCCAGUGCUGUAGCCCACAAAGCUGACUCCAAACCCCAGCUCAAAGACAGGACAGCCCAGCAGCAAGGGGCAGAAGGUGCUGGCAAAACACAGAGCUCUAAGAGCUGUCCACAGCAAAAGGACAUCGAUGUCAAAGCUGUGAAUCAACACAAUGGUCUUCCCUUCAUACAUCAAGAUCCUGCAGGCAACCAGAGUGCUCCUGCUGAAGGCCAGAAGGGGGACAGAGCCCCAGGCCCUGCUGAGUGCCACAGGCAGCUCGUUCAUCAGAAGCCUGGCAAGAAUGAAAGCAAAGCUGCAGCGUCCCGGGAGGCUGCGCCCUCCACGUCCAGGGCCAUAUCUGACACGGGCUGUGAAGUGACACACACCAGGAUAUCCAUCAGUGUACAUAUGACCGACAUGAAAGAAAAGAUUGAGAUGGCCAAGGAGGGAAAUGUAAGUGACAGCAGAGGUAAAAGUUCCAAAGUGAAAUCCACACCAGCAGACUUGAAAGGAAUCAAACAGCAGCCUGACAAAUUAAAACUUCAACAGAGUACUAAAAACAUCAGCUGCAAGCCAGAUUCAGAAGUUAAAGGUGACAAUAAGCAAAAUGAACUUGCACCUCAAACAGGGAAGCAAAAGCCAUUCCUGAGCAAGCCCAAACCAGGUGAAAAAGCUGAAGAGAAAUCAGAAUUAAAAUGUGAGCCCAUAACCUCACAGAAUACCUCUGCAAAGGAGCCUGUGAAAGAUGCAGGGGUAAAAGUGAAAGUCCAUCAAGAAACAGCAAAAGCAGAAAAAUCUCCAGCAGAUACCAAGUCUGAGAGGAGGGGAUCUGAGACUGCAGGGGGAAGCAGACAUGAUGCUCAGCAGGGUACAGGAGAGGCACCAGAGAAAACCAAGUCUCUGGCAGCUGUCAGAGCUCUUCCCACUCAAGGAGAAAUCAUUGAUGACAGCCCCUCUCCUCCAGCCCCGUUCGAGCACCGCGUGGUGAGCGUCCGGCAAGCCGAGGUGACCGCCAGCUACUCCGUGUGCCGGCACCAGGUGCUGGGCGGGGGGCGUUUUGGGCAGGUCCACAAGUGCACGGAAAUAUCGACGGGGCUCAACCUGGCAGCCAAAAUCAUCAAAGUGAAAGGAGCCAAAGAGAAGGAGGAAGUAAAAAAUGAAAUUAACAUCAUGAACCAGUUAAAUCACGUGAAUCUGAUCCAGCUUUAUGAUGCUUUUGAAGCAAAAAAUAACAUCACUUUGAUAAUGGAAUAUCUUGAUGGUGGGGAAUUAUUUGACCGGAUCACAGAUGAAAAUUACCACCUGACAGAGCUGGAUGCCAUCCUGUUCACCAAGCAGAUCUGUGAAGGAGUCCACUACUUGCACCAGCAUUACAUUCUCCACUUAGAUCUGAAGCCUGAAAACAUCCUAUGUGUAAAUCACACAGGAAACCAGAUUAAAAUUAUUGACUUUGGAUUAGCAAGGAGGUACAAACCCUGUGAGAAGCUGAAGGUGAAUUUUGGGACUCCGGAGUUCCUGGCUCCCGAAGUGGUGAACUACGACUUUGUGUCCUUCCCCACGGACAUGUGGAGCGUGGGUGUGAUCACAUACAUGCUGCUUAGUGGCCUGUCCCCAUUCCUGGGAGAGACUGAUGCUGAGACCAUGAAUUAUGUAGUCAAUUGCAGCUGGGAUUUUGAUGCAGAAGCAUUUGAACAGCUCUCAGAGGACGCCAAAGACUUUAUUUCCAGACUGCUUGUGAAGGAGAAAAGCUGCCGGAUGAGCGCCACGCAGUGCCUGAAGCACCAGUGGCUCUCGGACCUGCCCGCCAAGGCCCAGCAGUGCAAGCUCCGCCUCAAGUCGCAGCUGCUGCUGCAGAGCUACAUGGCCCACAGGAAGUGGAAGAAACACUUUUAUGUGGUGGCUGCUGCUAACAGGCUGAAGAGAUUUCAGAGUAUGUCUGUCAAGCUUGCAUGAGCUUGUGUGAACCUCCUCCACUCCUGGAGAUGGACAUGAGGCCAUGGAAGGAGGACUCAGUGUCUCCAAACAUUUCUAUCCCUGUUUUGUAACCUAAGGUUUUGGGACUGUCUUCCUCAAUUAUUUUGUGUGUUAGUGCUGUGGUUCCAGAAGAACCUUAAGGAAGAAACACAGGAUUUCUAAAUGCAGAAGCUUUUUUUUUUGUUUGUUUGCUUUUACAAGUUUUUAGUUGUUCUAUAGAGUGGUGGAAAAACGUGGCUAUUACUGGGGCUGACUUCUUGCUGAAGGCUUUGGCUCUGCAGAGUAUUGUUGGUGUGUCUAUAGCAGAAAACCCCUGGCAGUUUUCUGGUCUCUCACACCAAGCAUGGGAUCUCUAAAGACUUUUUCCCUGACUGAUGUUUGUGAGUUACCAGCUUUAGAGAACUGCCACACAGUGGCACAACUUGUCCCUCAGGUGUUUGUUACUUAAACAAAAGACACAGACAUUGUUUUCUUCUUUAUUUCUUUCCAAAAGGUAAUUUUCCCACAACAUGAAGAUGCUUUAGUGCAACUCCACCUUGGGUGGUUUUGGUUUGUUGUUUUGGUUUUUUAUUAUUCUAUAAUCUCCUUUAAAAAAUAGUCACUGCAUAGUUGGGAACUGUGAGGAACCCUGGCUUUUGAGGUAACUUAAGUCAGUCCAUUGCUGCUGUUUCCUAGGGCAAGUUGAAUUGAGCUGAACUGACUGAACUUCUGGAAGACGUGUGAAACUGCCAUGCAUACAAAUCACCUAAUGACUGUUGGGUCUAUGCAAAAAGACCUCAUGUUGUACAGAAAAGAGGAGAGUUACAGAGAUUUUAUGUUUUUAAAACUUGUAAGUGCUUUUCAUUGUCCAUGACUGCAGCACUUACAUUGCUAAGUUCUAGUUUGAGGAUUUGUUUCUCCUCUGGAAAUUUUAAUGCAGUAUGAGAAGCUGGUAUGGUGUGACAUGCAAAACAGGUUUCAUUUCUGAUAGGUUCAGUGACAGGGAAACAGUGUGUUGCCAGACUCUGCCUUUAGUCCAGUUAGGAGGUUGAAGCCCUUUUUGCCUCUCUCAUUUAGCUCUUGAACAAUAAACUGCUUCUUCACAAUAUUAACUUAUUUUGGAUUUUAAACUCUUUUCUUAUGCAUAGAGUGAGAGCCACUUAGAAUCUCUCAGAUAAAAGUACAAUAUUAUUUAUUAAACCUGUGAUUUUCUGUUCUGGAUUUUGCAAAACUCAGUGUGAACUGGAUGGGCUCUUAGGAAAAAUGGAAACUAGUAUUACUGAAAGUAGCUUUCCAGCAAAGGCACCUGUGACGUUCCUUUGAACUUUAUGGACUUUGACACCCCUUGAAUUUGCAGAAGUGUUGGUUGCUAAUGAUGAGGUUUGUAAGACUGCAUUACUCUGGUCUAGCUAUUUUUUCCACUCAAGUGCUUCUCACUUUGCAUAGUCCUGACUUUAUUUGCAGCAUUUCCAGAAUUGGGACAGAGAAGAAUCUUGAUAAUUUAUCACCUUCUAUGAAGGCCCACUUUUGUUCAUGUUUUCCUUCCACAGUGUUUCUGCAUGCUGAAUGUCAUUGUAUUCAUUGCUCUGUAUAUUUCUGAAUUAAUACUAAUAAAUUUCAUGGAAGUGGAACAAGAA